AUGGAUGCUACCAGGGAAGAUCCGACAGAAGUACGCGAGAGAUAUACCAGAAAGUUUCAGUCAAUCCAGGUGAACAAGAGAGGCAUUAAAGUUGCCCAGUCGAUAUGGACCUGGAUCAUCUUGGCCCGCCGUCCACUUACACUCGAAGAGCUGCGCAGCGCUGUCGAGCUUGAUCUCAAAUCAAAGCUCCUGGACCUGAAGAAAACACUUUCCGAGAUAUGCGGAGACCUUGUCACCAUUCACCCUAAAGACAGAGUCAAUGUUAAAAACGAGAUAGUUCGCGAAAUACUUCUUGAUCGAAAGGUCAACUCUGAAUUCCCAGUUGAUGAGGCACAUGGCCACACUCGGAUUGCAGUCACUCUACUCAACCUACUCUCUGACAGCACUCUUCGCCGACUUCCAAUGAAUGCUUCAGUAGAUCCAGCAUUCAUGGCAUCUUGCGACUCAUCGCUGGUGGAUUACGCGGCAACAUUCUUCGCGGAACACGUCUCUUAUUGCCCAGCAGCAGAGGACAGCGUCAUGAAAGGACUGUGCGCAUUUCUGGGAUUCAACGUCUACUUCUGGCGCGAAUAUGUUGCGAACAAUGGCAAUGAAGGUGUCAUCACGCAGACCGCACACCGUCUGCGCCACUACGCUGCUCGUCGAGCGGAAGUCAUUCCAACAGAUGAUUCCAUCUGUAUCGUCAAAGAAUGGGCGAACAAGCAAGUCGCAUAA
This is a messenger RNA of Trichoderma reesei QM6a, 714 nucleotides long. RefSeq lists its product as uncharacterized. Lineage: Eukaryota; Fungi; Ascomycota; Sordariomycetes; Hypocreales; Hypocreaceae. The transcript has a single exon. The record is from RefSeq and is a predicted model, not a curated record. The coding region runs from base 1 to 714 and encodes 237 amino acids.